Daphnia pulex (common water flea) is the source of this 1666-nucleotide messenger RNA. Its product is annotated as cytosolic iron-sulfur assembly component 3-like. The transcript has 7 exons. Gene Ontology annotation, biological process: iron-sulfur cluster assembly. Gene Ontology annotation, molecular function: 4 iron, 4 sulfur cluster binding. Gene Ontology annotation, cellular component: cytosolic [4Fe-4S] assembly targeting complex. Bases 45 to 1523 code for a protein of 492 amino acids. The record is from RefSeq and is a predicted model, not a curated record. NCBI's taxonomy places the organism in Eukaryota, Metazoa, Arthropoda, Branchiopoda, Diplostraca, Daphniidae.
GAGUACGGAUGUAAAAACAGUUGACAAACGCCAGCCUUCUUUACAUGUUUACAACAAUAACAAAACACAAAACAACAAGUAUGGCUACCAGUUCAAGAUUCAGCAGUAUUGUACAGCUGACAGACUUGGAUGACUUCAUCAAUCCUUCUCAAGAAUGCAUUAAGCCUGCUAAGACAGCAAAUGUAAAACAAGUUACUUCUGCUGGAAGUGCCAAAAUCCAAAUCGGCGACGAUGGCAUUUACACCCAAAUCAAUAAGGAAGGACAACCAGAAAAGUUAGAGAAAGCACAGAUUACUCUCAAUGACUGUUUAGCUUGCAGUGGAUGCAUAACAUCUGCCGAGAGUGUGUUGAUUGGCCAACAAAAUCACACAGAAUUCUUAAAGCUAUGCAAAGAAAUUCAGCUGUCUUCAGAAAGUAGAGUGUAUGAUAAGAUUGUAGUGGGGCUUUCAUCCCAGCCAAUUCUUUCAUUUGCAAACAAAUUCCAAGUAUCUCCCAUAGAAGCAAGAGCUAAACUAUCAGCUCUUUUUAGGCAACUUGGUGCUGCAAAAGUGUUUGAUGUUGAAUCAUUUGCAGAUAUGUGCCUAGUUGAGUGUGGACAUGAUUUUGUUCAAAGAUUCAGAGAAAAGUCAACCAAUGCUACAUCAGUUCCAGUACUUGCUUCUGCUUGCCCUGGUUGGAUAUGUUACGCGGAGAAAACUCACGGAAGCUGGAUCUUACCGCACAUUAGUGAAGUUAAGUCUCCACAGCAAAUAGCCGCUACAUUUAUCAAAGAUUUACUUCCCAACGAACUUCAAACGGAUGCUUCGCGUCUCGCCGUCGUCAUGAUAAUGCCGUGUUUCGAUAAAAAAUUGGAAGCGUCUCGUAGCGAUUUCCUUCGCGAGGAUCAGCAAACCAAGGAUGUUGAUUUCGUUAUAACUCCUGUCGAAAUCGAGCAGAUACUUGAGGAACUAGAUGUUGAGUUCACCGACCUGGAUUCAUCUCACGUUGAUCAUUUGAGUAAAGCCGAGAUUCCGACGUGGAAUAUACCAUCUGGAUCCGGCUCAGGAGGUUAUGCAGAGCAUGUGUUGCGAUUUGCCGCCAAAGAGCUUUAUGAUGUGACCCUGGAACACAUCACGUUCCAGCCAGUUAAAAAUUCGGAUAUCAGAGAAGCAUUCCUUGAAAUGGAUGGACAGCAGGUUCUUAGUGUGGCAAUUUGCAACGGAUUCCGAAAUAUUCAAAAUCUAGUUCAAAAAAUGAAGCGGAAGAAGCGUACGUAUGACUAUGUCGAAGUCAUGGCCUGUCCAUCUGGUUGUCUAAAUGGUGGAGCUCAAUUGCGAUUGGAAUCUAAUGAAACAAAGAUACUUUUAUCAAACCUAGAGAUUCUCCAUACGAAAAUCGAAAAGCAUGAUAUUGAUGAGACGAAAGCUGAUGAUUUAAGUCAUGCCUGGCUUGGAAAAUCUUCGAUUGAGGAACGAUUGAAAAGGUUAAGAACCAACUACCACGCUGUGCAGAAGUCAACUAAUGCUCUAACUGUUAAGUGGUAGAAGAAAACUACUUCUGGUGCAAUGGGGUUUAUUUGGAAUGUUCAUCAUUCAAUUUUGAAAAUAAAUAUCACCGGCACUCUAAGUUACAAAAAAAAACUAGUUAAAAUGUAUCCAAAUGAUGAAUUACACAUUUUUCUAUAUUA